AGAUGGCGGAAGCCGCAGCUGACGAUGAUGUGACAUUGCCAAGAGCUGCUGUUAACAAGAUGAUUAAGGAGAUGAUACCAAAUGUGCGAGUUUCUAAUGAUGCUAGAGAACUUAUUUUAAACUGCUGUACAGAGUUCAUUCAUUUAGUUUCAUCAGAGGCAAAUGAAAUUUGUAAUCGUCAGAUGAAGAAGACAAUUCUACCAGAGCAUGUUUUUCAAGCUUUACAGGGAUUGGGUUUUACUUCCUACAUUGAAGAAGUGAGAUCAGUUCUUCAAGAAUGUAAAACACAAGCUGCAAACAAAAGAAGAGCCAGCACACGACUGGAGAAUCUGGGUAUCCCUGAAGAAGAGUUGUUGCGGCAACAGCAGGAACUCUUUCAGCAAGCAAGAAUAAAGCAAGCUCAGGCUGAACAGGAAGAAUUCCAGCAGCUUCAACAAGCUCAAACAUUGGCUCAGCAACAGCAACAACAACAACAAAUACCACAGCCUAGUACAUCAGCUGUAUCACCUGUAGCAACACAAUUGAAUCAAUAGCUAGUCACCAUUUUUUGCUCAUAUUAUCUCAGCCGAGCACUUGUUGAAAGAGCUGCACCAUGUCAUUUUU
Molecule: messenger RNA, 603 nt
Organism: Pocillopora damicornis (cauliflower coral)
Lineage: Eukaryota; Metazoa; Cnidaria; Anthozoa; Scleractinia; Pocilloporidae
Product: protein Dr1
Biological process (GO): negative regulation of transcription by RNA polymerase II; RNA polymerase II preinitiation complex assembly
Cellular component (GO): negative cofactor 2 complex
Molecular function (GO): TBP-class protein binding; protein heterodimerization activity; RNA polymerase II general transcription initiation factor activity
Source: RefSeq, a predicted model, not a curated record